This is a messenger RNA of Solanum verrucosum, 1697 nucleotides long. RefSeq lists its product as uncharacterized. Gene Ontology annotation, cellular component: eukaryotic translation initiation factor 2B complex. Gene Ontology annotation, biological process: translational initiation. Gene Ontology annotation, molecular function: translation initiation factor activity; guanyl-nucleotide exchange factor activity. The coding region runs from base 115 to 1353 and encodes 412 amino acids. The record is from RefSeq and is a predicted model, not a curated record. NCBI's taxonomy places the organism in Eukaryota, Viridiplantae, Streptophyta, Magnoliopsida, Solanales, Solanaceae. The transcript is spliced from 11 exons.
CUCUGCUUCACUCUAUAAACCAAAACGGAUUACCCCUCUUACGCCAUUGUUGAGCACGAUCCCCGAGCUUGAAGCACAGUAUUAAACGGUGUAAAUUCAACAAAUACGCCAGACAUGAAUGCCCUAGUGAAUGAAUUCAUAAUCAAGCUGAAGAAACGGAAAAUUGAGGGGUCGAAGACAACAGCGAAAUUGACAGCGGAAGUGUUACGCUCAUGCAUAUCGCAGCAGAGACUUCCUCAAACUAACCAGGCUGCUGCUCUUAUUGAUGCAAUCAGAGGUAUUGGGGAAAAGUUGAUUGCUGCUAAUCCAGUAGAGCUUGCCGUCGGUAACAUUGUUAGGCGAGUUCUUAACAUUAUAAGGGAGGAGGAUGUAUCUUUGACAGCUGCUGCUGUUGGUGGGUUGGGUAUAUCGGCUGGAAGUGAUGAUGAAGAUGAUGUCAAGCAAGAUGAUCAUCAAGGUUUAUCUGCCGCAGCUGUGGCUGCUGCUGCUAGAAACACCUUGAGACCACCUUCCUUGCAGACCCUCCUUGAAGACAUCCCACAAUCAACAGCUGUACCUCGAACAUCUUCUUCUGGUGGUGAUUCUGAAGGAAAAAGCAAAUCUGCUGAUAAGAAUUCAACGAGCAAGAAACUAAAACAUAAUGUCAUUGAGGCUGUUAAUGAACUUAUUCAAGAUAUUGCUACUUGCCAUGAACAGAUUGCUGAACAAGCAGUUGAGCAUAUUCAUCACAAUGAGGUAAUCUUAACUUUAGGCAAUUCAAGGACUGUGAUGGAAUUUCUAUGUGCUGCAAAGGAAAAGAAGAGAUCUUUCCGGGUUUUUGUGGCUGAGGGUGCCCCAAGGUAUCAGGGGCAUGCCCUUGCAAAAGAAUUGGUUGCAAGGGGUCUGCAGACCACAGUGAUCACUGAUUCUGCUGUUUUUGCAAUCAUCUCAAGAGUGAACAUGGUGGUUGUUGGAGCUCACACUGUCAUGGCCAAUGGUGGGGUUAUUGCGCCUGUUGGAAUGAACAUGGUGGCUCUAGCAGCUCAGAGGCACGCUGUUCCCUUUGUUGUUCUUGCAGGCACUCACAAGUUAUGUCCUUUGUAUCCACACAAUCCAGAAGUCUUGCUGAAUGAAUUGAAAUCACCAGCUGAGCUACUGGACUUUGGAGAAUUCUCAGAUUGCCUGGAUUUUGGGAGCAGCUCUGGUUCCCCUCUACUUCAUGUUGUUAAUCCCGCAUUUGAUUAUGUGCCACCAAAUCUUGUUAGUUUGUUUAUAACAGACACGGGUGGACAUAAUGCUUCAUUCAUGUACCGGCUCAUAGCUGACUAUUAUUCUGCUGAUGAUAUUGUGGUGAAACAGAAAUCGAUCUCUUGAAAUAGUAUCAAGCUUCAGCUGUUCUAUAAAUAUUAGUGAGGUAACUCAUUCAGCUGAACCUUAAACAAGCUGCAGGAGUGCUUUCCUGGAUUUAUUACAAGUACAUGAUACAACCAUAUUCUUCUAUCAAACGUCUACCCAGAUGUUCCUGUAAAGACACCUUGAACAACUGACGUUAUAGUCAAUAGCACAGGUUCAGUGGUCAUUGUCCAAGAGGCUACACUUACAUUGUACUGACUGCAAUAAACAGAUGAAGAGAACUACCAAUCUUGGAGUGUAGAUUGAUUCUGGAGAUUAGAUUUGUGCUUAAAUUUUGUGCUUUGGGAUUAUAUAUGACACUUUUU